Molecule: messenger RNA, 3218 nt
Organism: Elaeis guineensis (African oil palm)
Lineage: Eukaryota; Viridiplantae; Streptophyta; Magnoliopsida; Arecales; Arecaceae
Source: RefSeq, a predicted model, not a curated record
UUCUCACCAUAUUCUUCAGGUCAUGUCACUCGUACAAUCUAAUUAUAAAUGGUUAGAAACAGAGAAGCUUCCACUAUCAUUACCGUUUCAUCCUGGCCAUUUAACGAUUAGAACAAUCCCAUCCAUGGAAAGCCGUCAUUUUAAAACCAUGCACUUGGCUGACGACUUUUCCACCAUCAGCCACAAAACGCGCGGGAAAAGUUUGAAGCGAUUCCUCCAGCUCUCACCCACUCGCGCACCAAGGGCCAGUGCAUGCCCGCUCUCGCGCCAAAAAAUUGUUUGCACGCAUUUUAGCUCCAAACCCUAGACUCCCAACCCAAUCCUUUUAAAAACCCCACACCCCCUCUCCUUCUCCUCCCAUCGCCUCCUUCCUUCCAGCUCUCCCUCCGUCCAUUCGAAGAAAUUCCCCACCCAGAGGAACUAUCGUUCUUCUCCUCCCCUCCAAUUCCAAGAUGUAUGUCGUGAAGAGAGAUGGCCGGCAGGAGUCGGUACACUUCGACAAGAUUACGGCCAGGCUGAAGAAGCUAAGCUACGGGCUGAGCCAGGAGCACUGCGACCCGGUGCUCGUGGCCCAGAAGGUCUGCGCCGGGGUCUACAAGGGCGUCACCACUAGCCAGCUCGAUGAGCUCGCUGCUGAGACCGCCGCUGCCAUGACCACCAACCAUCCCGACUAUGCCUUGCUCGCUGCCAGGAUUGUAGUCUCGAAUCUGCAUAAGAACACGAAGAAGUCGUUCUCUGAGACGAUUAAGGGCAUGUAUAACCAUUUCAACGAGAGAUCUGGGCAGAAGGCCCCUUUGAUUGCUGAUGAUGUCUAUGAGAUAAUCAUGAAGAAUGCUGCUCGCUUGGACAGUGAGAUAAUUUAUGACAGGGACUUUGAUUAUGAUUAUUUUGGUUUUAAGACUCUUGAGAGAUCUUAUCUCUUGAAAGUUUCUGGAAAAGUAGUAGAGAGGCCACAACACAUGUUGAUGAGAGUUGCUGUUGGAAUCCACAAGGAUGAUAUUGAUUCUGUUCUCAGAACAUACCAUUUGAUGUCUCAACGCUGGUUCACUCAUGCUUCCCCUACAUUAUUUAAUGCAGGCACUCCAAGGCCUCAGUUAAGCAGCUGUUUCCUUAUCUGCAUGAAAGAUGAUAGUAUUGAGGGAAUCUAUGACACUCUGAAGGAAUGUGCUAUCAUAAGCAAGUCUGCAGGAGGAAUUGGUGUUUCAGUUCAUAAUAUACGCGCCACAGGUAGUUAUAUUCGUGGGACAAAUGGAACUUCAAAUGGCAUUGUGCCGAUGCUGCGGGUGUUUAAUGAUACUGCUCGUUAUGUUGAUCAAGGGGGAGGGAAGAGAAAGGGUGCAUUUGCUGUGUAUUUGGAGCCUUGGCAUGCUGAUAUUUUUGAGUUCCUUGAUCUUCGAAAGAACCAUGGAAAGGAAGAGCAUAGGGCACGAGAUCUUUUUUAUGCACUCUGGAUUCCUGAUCUCUUCAUGGAGAGGGUCCAAAGUUAUGGACAGUGGUCACUGUUUUGCCCUAAUGAAGCUCCAGGUUUGGCUGAUUGCUGGGGUGAAGAUUUUGAAAAGCUGUACACAAGAUAUGAAAGAGAGGGCAAGGCAAAGAAAGUUGUUGCAGCUCAGAACCUUUGGUUCGAAAUUCUGAAGGCCCAGAUAGAAACUGGAACACCAUAUAUGCUUUUCAAGGUAUUAAAUAAGAACGUCAGUUCUAUCAUAUCAUCUAGUUUUCUGUGCUGUGCAUAUGAACUUCUUAUGUGGCCACAGGAUACUUGCAAUAGAAAAAGUAAUCAACAAAAUCUGGGGACCAUCAAAUCCUCAAACUUAUGUACUGAGAUAAUAGAGUUCACAAGUCCUACUGAAACUGCCGUGUGCAAUUUGGCAUCGAUUGCUUUACCACGUUUUGUCAGAGAGAAGGGGGUUCCUCUAGAGUCGCAUCCAUCUAAGUUGGUUGGCAGUACUGGAUCAAAGAGCAGAUAUUUUGACUUUGACAAGCUAGCUGAGGUUACUGAGACGGUUACAACAAACCUCAACAAAAUAAUAGAUGUCAACUAUUACCCAGUUGAAACUGCAAAGAGGUCCAAUUUACGGCACAGACCAAUUGGCAUAGGAGUCCAGGGCUUGGCAGAUACUUUCAUCUUACUUGGCAUGCCGUUUGAUUCUCCAGAGGCUCAACAGCUAAACAAGGACAUAUUUGAGACUAUAUAUUACCAUGCGUUGAAAGCUUCUUCUGAGAUUGCUGCAAAAGAAGGAACCUAUGAGACAUAUCAAGGGAGUCCUGUCAGCAAGGGAAUUCUUCAACCUGACAUGUGGAGUGUAACCCCAUCUGAUCGAUGGGAUUGGACUGUUCUAAGGGAAAUGAUCUCUAAGCAUGGAGUGAGAAACUCCCUUCUUAUAGCUCCAAUGCCAACUGCUUCCACUAGUCAGAUUCUUGGCAACAAUGAGUGUUUUGAGCCCUACACGUCGAAUAUCUACAGCCGCAGGGUUCUUAGUGGAGAAUUUGUUGUGGUGAACAAACAUCUACUGCAUGAUUUAACGGAGAUGGGUCUCUGGUCCCUGGCCCUUAAAAACAAGAUCAUUUAUGAGAAUGGUUCGAUCCUUAAGAUUCCUGAAAUUCCAGAUCCUCUGAAAGCAAUUUACAAAACUGUAUGGGAGAUUAAGCAAAGGAUGCUGGUUGACAUGUCUAUUGAUCGUGGGUGUUAUAUUGAUCAGAGCCAGAGCCUAAAUAUUCACAUGGACCAGCCCAACUUUGGAAAAUUAACUUCCCUGCACUUCUAUGCUUGGUCUAAGGGUCUCAAAACUGGGAUGUAUUAUUUGCGGACACGUGCUGCUGCUGAUGCAAUCAAGUUUACUGUGGACACUUCCCUUAUCAAUGACAAGCCAGUGGAAGAUGAGGAUGCAGAGGCAAAAAUGGCACAGGUUGUUUGUUCCUUGAAUAACCGAGAAGAGUGCAUGGCAUGUGGGAGCUGAGGUCUUUAAUAGUGGAGCUCUUAUCGGUGUUUUAAUGAUUAACUGCAUCCUAUGUGAGUGCCCCUGAUCCAAUCUUAUAUGCACACUGACAAUCUGGCCUCCAUUUUCUAACCUUGCCUGAUGGAAGUGGAACCUGUAACUUAUUGAUGGAUCCAAGUACCCAUGGCUCUGUAAUUGGUUCGUUCACAAUCUCUGCCAAAAUCAUCUGGAUGUGCUGUUGUGUAUGACUUGUUUUGGAAUAAAAUGUUCUAAUGUUUUCUA